This is a messenger RNA of Sebastes umbrosus (honeycomb rockfish), 1133 nucleotides long. Its product is annotated as arylamine N-acetyltransferase, pineal gland isozyme NAT-3-like. Bases 166 to 1020 code for a protein of 284 amino acids. The transcript has a single exon. Gene Ontology annotation, molecular function: acetyltransferase activity. The record is from RefSeq and is a predicted model, not a curated record. NCBI's taxonomy places the organism in Eukaryota, Metazoa, Chordata, Actinopteri, Perciformes, Sebastidae.
UACUAUUUAUGGGUGAUUCAUCCACAUACUAACUAUAGCUUAUUUAUUAUUUUAUGAAGCAGGACCUCAGGACUUUGAGCCUGCCCUCAAGACAACAUUAAGUAACUCAGCACCAGGAAGCAAAAUCUACACAAGACAGAGGAACCACAGUGGUUUGAACUGGCCAUGGAGAUGCAUCUGGAGACCUAUUUGUCGCGCAUCGGGUUCGCUGGUCCAGUCGAGCCCAGCCUGGAGGUCCUGAGGUCGCUUCACACCAGUCACCUGUUCUCGGUGCCGUUUGAGAACCUCACGUUGCACAGCGGCGGACGAGUUCAACUCGACCUUCCUCUUCUCUACGACAAGAUCGUGAACCAGAGCCGAGGUGGUUUCUGCACCGAGAACAACGGUCUCUUCUCCUGGCUGCUGUCCAGACUGGGCUUCCAGGUGACAAUGCUCUCAGGCCAGGUGAAGAGUCGUUUAACGGGCUUCUACGGGCCACCUUUUGACCAUUUGGUCCUCAUGGUGAGGCUCGAUGGGCAGCGCUGGCUGUGCGACGUAGGGUACGGUGCCCCCUGCUUCAGUACCCCGCUUUCACUGGAGACCAGUGGCCUCCAGGAGCAGGGCCACCGGGUGUACCGCAUCAGAAAGGUGGAUGAGGGGAUGCACUUUCUGGAGUGGCAGGGGGAGGAGAACAAAGGGGUUGAUGGAGACUGGACACAGAUCUACAAGUUCACCCUUGAACCUCGGCGUCUGGAGGACUUUGCAGAGAUGUGCCAGUACCACCAGAGCUCCCCUUGCUCCCUCUUCUUCUGCAAGUCCCUCUGCACCAUACUAAGACCAGGUGGGACUUGGGUCGCCUAUCUGGGACGCAAACUCACCAGCACCACCAUUUCAACAAAGGGGACAGCGUUGGAAACCACAAUCAGGGAACUUAAAGAUGAGGAGAUACCUGGUGUUCUAGCAGAGGAAUUUGGAGUUGUGCUAAAUUCUCCACUCAUACCAAAGGAUGAGACAAUCACACCACCGACAGCCAUGUAUUGAUCAUUCAUUACACCUCCAAAAUUAUGCAUCUUCUCAUUGCAAACUGAUCAAAUAUGAAUCAAUAUUCUCUUACUGUAAUGCCUAUUUCUUGCCACAAAUGUUUUCAGAAACAU